UCCAUCUCGUCUUUGUAUGUGAAUGGACUUCUUUUAAUGAGGAACGUUUUACCCUUGUUACUAAAUUUAUGUUACGUGAAUAUGAAAUGAAUCAAAUAGUGAAUUUCGAAUACUAUAUACCAAAAAGAAAAAAAUCUAAGAGUUACUGUUGUCACUACCCUUCACCACCACCACAAACCAAAGGAAAGAAUAAGGCCACCAUUAUAAUCAAUGGUCUCUCACUAAACUUCCAUUUUUUUCCCCUCCCAUACAUAUUAUCAAACUUCCAACUUCCCUCAUUCUCUUCAAAGCUAUGUCCCUUAACUGUUUUUCCUUCUUCCUGUUUACAGUUCUUUACAUCACCAAUAUAACUGUAAUAACUGCCUUCCCGGUUUUACGCGAACCCGAACCAACUCCUCAAACAUCCUCACCUGCCCCUUCACAGCCAGCAACAAUUCCUGCUUUCCCAGAAAACUCAGACAUCAACACCUGUCCUCUAGACAUACCAGAAGAGCUUUACAAUGGUAUAACAUCAUCUUGCAGGUCCAAUGAUCAUUCAGGUCAAGUAAACCCGACCCGCUGUUGCCCGGUUCUUGCAGCAUGGCUCUACUCAGCAUACUCAAGAACCGCGCUACACAGAGCCAUUGCAAAGUCCCCACAGUACUCAGCGUCCGUUGAAAUGCCUGUGCUGCCUGAUGAUUCAGAGACAUGUGUGGACUCUUUUGGAAAGGCUUUGGAACACAGGGGAAUUGAGUUGGUGAAGCCAAAUGAGACUUGUGAUGUGGUUUAUUGUUACUGUGGCAUUAGGCUGCAUCCACUUAGCUGCCCGGAAAAAUUCGUGGUGAAUUCGCGUGGAGAAUUGGUUGGUGAUGAGAGUGUGAAGAGAUUGGAGAGAGAGUGUUAUAGCAGUAAUGGAUAUGCUGGUAUUGCUGGUUGUUCCAAGUGCUUGAACAGUCUGUAUCUGCUCGACGACAGCAGAUUGGAAAAUACACACGUAACAAAUGAUAGAAGCAGCAAACUACGCAGCAGGGGUUGCCAAAUGAUGGGCUUAACUUGGCUUCUCAACAAAAACACAUCUGGUUAUAUUCAUACAGUUUCUGCUGUUUUAAGGGCUCUAAUGAUGAGCGAAGACGGUUCUGAUCCUCAGUCGUGCACGCUUAACAGUGAUGGCUUGCCACUUGCUGUCGACUCCUCGGAGAUCAACGAUCAAUCAUCUGCAGCUUUUCUUCAGGCAUCGGUUUAUUGCUACCUCGUACCAUUUGUUUUGGCAUUCAUAAACUUCAUUGCAUUGUUUUCGAAAUAUUACUGUAGUUGAUCUCCAUUAGAGAUUUAUUUCUUGUAAGGAAAAUACUUCCUGAUUCAAAUGUCACCUGGAGUAAAUCCAUUCCUCUCUAUUCAUUGAUUCAGGUUCGGGAAAUUGUAAUUAUUUUGGUUUUGUAAGACUGUUGAAAAAUGAAUGGAGCCUCCAUUUGCAAGACUAA
Molecule: messenger RNA, 1460 nt
Organism: Capsicum annuum
Lineage: Eukaryota; Viridiplantae; Streptophyta; Magnoliopsida; Solanales; Solanaceae
Exons: 2
Coding region: 293-1294 (333 amino acids)
Source: RefSeq, a predicted model, not a curated record